This is a messenger RNA of Myotis daubentonii (Daubenton's bat), 5322 nucleotides long. RefSeq names its product WD repeat domain 5B (gene WDR5B). The record is from RefSeq and is a predicted model, not a curated record. Gene Ontology annotation, molecular function: histone binding. Gene Ontology annotation, cellular component: Set1C/COMPASS complex. Lineage: Eukaryota; Metazoa; Chordata; Mammalia; Chiroptera; Vespertilionidae.
CAAGCUCAAAAGGUUCGCCAUCACUGGGAUAGAGAGUGGGCCUGAUGACUGAAGGGUCCCAGGUUCAAUUGUGGUCAAGGGCACGUACCUCGGUUGGUCGAGGUGUGUGCAGGAGGCAGCCGAUCAAUGUGCCUCUCUCACAUCGAUGUUUCUGUGUCUUCUCUUUCCCUUCCACUCUCUGAAAAUCAAUGAAAAAAUAUCUUUGGCUGAGCAUUAAAAAAAUAAAUAAAAACUUUAAAAAAUGUUAUGGGAAAUUUAAAGAAAAUAACUUGAUUUCUACAGGAAAGAAAACUUCCAAAUCACUUAUUUGGUGGCAAUUAAAGGCUGCAAAUAUAGAAAUUGUUAAAUACGGACUGUGUAGGAUACUUUGAGAGCCCCAAAGCAAAUCUAUAAUUAUGGUUCCUGUCCCUUUUACCCUGCUCUUACUCCAUACUUGCUGAUGCUCCUGUGCCCCCCAGGAAGUAAACUAUUAAAUUCUUAGUCUUAAUUCACAAGGACUACAAUAUUAUGACUACAUGUUAGUAUUAUAACAUGACUAGUGGAUAAUGGUUUGACUAGUUAUAGUCAUAGCUUUAAUUUCCUUUACAUGAAUUCCUGACCAAAAAAACCCCAGAAAUCAAGAAAUGAAUUUUAAUACUGGACAUUUUUUCAGUCAAGUUCUGGGAAAAUUAUCUUUCUGGAUAUUCCUAUCAACACAUUCUCAGGUGCCCCUUUUCCCUCAUGCUUGUGGUAUUUCUAGUGGGCUAACUACACUCCAGCACUAACACCCCAACCUAGUCCUCAUGUCAUGUGUUUACCUUGUCUAAAUUCCUCUUUCAUUACUCUCCCAGCACAUAGAACAGUUAUUGGAAAAAUAGAUUUGCUUAAAUUCUUUGGAACAAAGCCUACAUUUUUUUUUCUUAAGUACUUUUAAAUUUAUUUUUAAUGAAUUAAUUCCAGUGGAAAUAAUUUCAAUUGAUGCAGAAUUUAAAAUGGUUCUAUGUUUCCCAGCAACAAUCACACUAAUCUAGGCUAAUGGGAGGAUAGGAGAGGGAGAAGGCACAGUUUAAACAGAAUUGAACUUUAAGAUACAGUACAGUGAAAAAGUGUGUCUUUUAAAAGUGUUACAGAGGGGAGGUCCAUGGUAGUUAAGAGGAAUCAUAAUGUGUAUAAAUGGAAGCUCCAAACCUUUUAAAAGAUGUUUAUCUAAAAAAAAAAAAAGAUGUUUAUCUCAUUGAUUUGGACUAGCUAAGACUAAAGCAUUUGUGCAAUUCCUGUAUAAUUUCCAAACUAAAGUAGUAGGGUCUUAAAGUAAUGAGGUUUUUACUAUAGUUACCUAAUUAUAGGUGAUAUAAUUGUGCGGUUGUACCAAUUAUCCCUUAAAAAAUAGGAAACCCUUUGUUUUUAAAUGUUUUAAAUCUUUAUUUUUUUUAAAUUUUUAAAUAUAUUUUUAUUGAUUUCAGAGAGGAAGGGAGAAGGAGAGAGAGUUAGAAACAUCAAUGAUGAGAGAGAAUCACUGAUCAGCUGCCUCCUACAUGCCCCCCACUGGGGAUCGAGCUCGCAACCCAGGCAUGUGCCCCUGGCUGGAAUCGAACCUGGGGCCCUUCAGUCCGCAGGCUGAUGCUCCAUCCACCGAGCCAAGCCAGCUAGGGCAAAUGUUUUAAUUCUUGAUUGACAGAAAACAUGAAGGAUAUUUGCCUCCUGACUUCAACUUAUCUAUGGGGAAAACCAUUUAAAACAGAACACUUGCUGACUCUCUAGGGCACUCUUUAUUGAGCAAUUCAAGGAUUGGAGAAAUUACCAAUUUUUUUUAUUUUUUUUUUUGGUAAACCUAUUUUUGUUUAAAGAGAGUAAUUACAUCUGAAAAACAUGUAUCAUUCAGGUAAUACUUUCACAGCCAUUACUCAUUUCUUAAACCUGAGGUAAACUCUCUAAAGUCUAAUUAGAAGAAACCAUACACAUUUCUUACCCCAUUCCAUCAACUUCUUUGUCCCUUUUCUGUCUCAAGCACCUAUGCAGAUAGGAACUUUCCUUAAUUUUCUUUGGAAGCUUAAACUAUUUGGAAGUUUACCCCAGCACUACCAGAUCAUGCUCUCUGUGCACUGGCGUUUCAAGGCCCCUAACACAUAUUCUUUUAUCCUUUUCUAAACAUUUAGGGGAAACUUCAUUAUUUUUAUUGAUUGAUUUUAGAGAAAGAGGGAGGGGAGGAGGACAGAGACAUCAAUUUGUUGUUCCACUUACAUUGGUUCUUCUUUUUUUUAUUUUUAAAAUAUAUUUUUAUUGAUUUCAGAGAGGAAGGGCGAGAAACAUCCAAGAUCAGAGAGAAUCAUUCAUUGAUUGGUGCCCCCUCCACCUCCCGCCCCUUACUGGGUAUUGAGCCCACAGCCCGCCCUGACCCGGAAUCCAACCGGGACCUCCUAGUUCCUAGGUCCACGCUCAACCACCAGGACACACAGGCCAGGGGUUGAUUCCUGUUAUGUGUCGUGAUCGGGCUCGACCUGUCACCUUGGAGUAGAGGGAUGACGCUCUAACCGACUGAGCAAUCCGGCCAUGGCUUUUAGGGAAAACUUUAAAACCAGAAGUCGCUUCGCUCCCCCAGCCCAUUUGCAGCCUUGCUGUAUACAAGACUUAGCUACAUUCCCAAACGCGCACUGUCUGGGCAGCUCACGUCCCAACUGUGGGCAUAGCCCUGCGGCUAAAGGCGGAAAAUGCAGUCCUUUCUUGUGACACGGUUUGCAAAAAGAAACAAAUCUUUUCUGACAUAUUCACCGCUUCCCACUCUAGCCGGUCAAGUCUGGAACAAUCCCGUCCCCGGGGUUAAGAAGACAUUGCGCAUUUCCGUGUAGAGGCGGGGGCGAAGAAGACCGGAAGGAAACCGCUUCCUUUUUUUUUGCGCAAGCGCACGAAGGCUUCCCCCCAUUGGUCACUUCGACUCGGAAGUAGGUGGCUCCCUCUGCGCAUGCGCUCAGCGUCCGGCCGGCUGUUUUAGCGAUUGACGCGGCGGUGAUGCCGUUUGUAUCUGCAGAACGCAGUCGGCAGGCCGGACCUCGAAUAACGGCGAAUACGCAGGUUUUCUCUUAGCUUCUGAAAUCUGUCUAAAGCGGUGCUGCCUUCAUGCUAAAGUACCUAAACUCUGCCAUACUGUGAGGGUUCUCAGUGUUCUCAAACCUGUCGAACUGGGGGAGGGGCCGUGAAAAAUAGUUUGUAUAGAGAUUUCCCUGCGCCCUGCCCCGCCCCGUUCACAAAAUACCCAACAUUAAUACCUUACUUGCUGACUGCGCAUGGGACUUUUUAAUAAUAUUUCUCAAGUAUUUGUUUACAGAAGGAAGCAAGGAGAAACUGAAGCGGUGCAAGCCAUGUGUAUAUGGUAAUUUAAAGAUGAUCCAGAAAUUAUCAUUCAAGACCGUUUAUUUUUUAGUCUAAUAAUCUAAUGUUUUAAUCUUCAUUUUGCUGGGCAGAAAAUCAGAAUACUGGGCUGCCUGGUUCUGGGCCGGACGCUGAGCCAACCUAGUGAUUUCGAAGCCAUGGCAACAAAGGAAUCAGAUGCCAAAGCAGAGUCGGCCCUCACCUCAUCAGCCAAUCGGAGCGAACAAGCGUAUGAAAAACCAAACUAUGCUCUCAGAUGUACUCUUGUGGGGCAUAUGGAAGCAGUAUCAUCAGUGAAGUUUAGUCCUAAUGGCGAGUGGCUAGCAAGUUCUUCUGCUGACAAAGUAAUUAUAAUUUGGGGAGCCUAUGAUGGAAAAAAGGAGAAAAUUCUUCAUGGUCACAGUCUGGAAAUAUCAGAUGUUGACUGGUCAUCAGAUUCCAGUCGUCUUGUUUCUGCCUCAGAUGAUAAAACUCUCAAGAUUUGGGAUGUGAGAUCAGGAAAAUGUUUGAAAACGCUGAAGGGGCACAGUAAUUAUGUGUUUUGCUGUAAUUUCAAUCCACCAUCCAACCUCAUAAUCUCAGGAUCUUUUGAUGAGAGUGUGAAAAUAUGGGAGGUGAAAACAGGCAAGUGCCUCAAGACUUUGUCUGCUCAUUCUGACCCAGUUUCUGCUGUUCAUUUUAGUUGUAAUGGGUCCUUGAUAGCGUCAGGUAGUUACGAUGGCAUCUGUAGAAUCUGGGAUGCUGCAUCAGGUCAGUGUUUAAAAACACUUAUUGAUGAUGAUAACCCUCCCGUCUCUUUUGUAAAAUUUUCUCCAAAUGGUAAAUACAUUCUCAUUGCAACUUUGGAUAAUACUCUUAAACUAUGGGAUUAUAGCAGAGGCAGAUGCCUGAAGACAUACACUGGUCAUAAAAAUGAGAGAUACUGCAUAUUUGCCAGUUUUUCAGUUACUGGUGGGAAGUGGAUUGUGUCUGGUUCAGAGGAUAACCUAGUUUACAUUUGGAACCUUCAGACUAAAGAGAUUGUACAGAAAUUACAAGGUCACACAGACGUCGUCAUCUCAGCAGCUUGUCAUCCUACAGAAAACAUCAUUGCAUCAGCAGCGUUAGGAAAUGACAAAACAAUUAAACUGUGGAUAAGUAACUACUAAACCCUUUAGAAAUCAAGUAGUAGAGCCAAGUUGGCAAAAAGUUGUAUAUUUUAAAAGAUGAUUUCUCUUAAUUUUGGCAUGGUUUUGUAUUUCUUAACAUUGUCUUGAAUUAUAUAAGAUUUUAAGACAUACAACCUACAUUUUCAAAGCAAGACAGUUGGAAUAGCAAGUCUAGAACCCAGGGCUUCUGACUCUUAAUCUUGAAGUUUAUUAAUCUCUUGUGUCUGUCAUUGAAUAGAUUUCCAUUCUAUUCUCAAUGACUAUUUAAAGGAUUGGUAUAUUUGAGGAAUAUUUAGAAGAUUCACAAGACAGAAUGAUUAAUUAAAUGAGGAGAGCAAAGGAGUCUGGAAUAACUCCAAGGUUUUUGGUUUGGGAGAUCAGAUGAAUAAGAGCCUUAGGCCUGGGAUGGUGGUGGAUUAGAGAUGUGUGUCAGGCACCACUCACACUAAGUGCAAUUCCUGUAUAGUGAUAGCCUACCAAAUGGGACAUGAAAUAGUCUAUGGAAUCAAGUCUUUAAUUGGGAAAAAUAAGUCAUGGUUAGGUUUGUUCUGAGAGUGUAAAACAUUAUAAAUGGCAUUUUUCUGAAUUACCCCUAGAUGGCUUGUCAGGUUGUGCCCUCAUGAUUUUGAAACAAGCUAAAUGUUGGAGUGGUGAGGCUGCUCUCUUUCAUUAUGUGACUGACUCACUAGUUCCUAUCCAUGCUUCAAACUUAGUUCAGAAAUCAGUAUUUUGUGGAGCCAUCACUGCCUGCCUGACUCCAACCACAGUUGGCAGCUGAGUUAGAUUUUAUUGCUAUUUCUUUUUUUUUUUAAAAGAAAGCAUUUUUAUU